GCAGGGAAGGAACGCCUGGCCCUUUGGAGAGUGCUGGAUGGUGAUACAAUGACCAGUAUAAAUGUCAGCGGGGCUGGCUAAGGGUGGCCAGGAGAGGACAAAGGCUACCGCAGGGUAAGAGGGGGUCACCUUCCAAGAUGGAGAAGUUCAAGGCUGCGAUGCUGUUGGGGAGUGUUGGAGAUGCCCUCGGCUAUGGAAACGUCCGCAGGGAGAACAGCGUUUUAGGCUCGAUCCAGGGGGAGCUGCAAAAGACGGGGGGACUGGACAGCCUUGUGCUCUCACCUGGGAGGUGGCCAGUGAGCAACAACACCAUCAUGCACAUGGCGACUGCCGAAGCCCUGACCACAGACUACUGGUGCCUAGACGACCUGUACCGAGAGAUGGUAAAGCGCUAUGUGGAGACGGUGGAGACGCUCUCAGAACAUCGGCCGGACCCUUCCACGAUCGAGGGCUGCUCCCAGCUGAAGCCGGAUAACUACCUCCUCGCAUGGCAUACGCCCUUCAGUGAAAAGGGUUCAGGAUUCGGAGCUGCCACCAAAGCGAUGUGCAUUGGAAUGCGGUACUGGAAGCCAGAAAGGCUGGAGACGCUCAUCGAAGUCAGUAUUGAGUGUGGUAGGAUGACCCACAACCACCCUACAGGUUUCCUUGGGUCCCUGUGCACAGCACUGUUUGCCUCUUACGCACUACAAGGAAAGCCACUCGCGCAGUGGGGAAGAGAGAUGCUGAAGGUGCUUCCUCUGGCUGAGGAGUACUGUAGGAAAACCAUCCGGCACAUGGCAGAGUACCAAGAACACUGGUUUUACUUCGAAGCAAAAUGGCAGUUCUAUUUGGAGGAAAGAAAAAUCAGAGAAGACGCAGAAGACAAAGCCACCUUUCCCGACAACUAUGACGCAGAGGAGAGAGACAAGACCUACAAGAAGUGGAGCUCAGAAGGCCGAGGGGGUCGGCGCGGCCAUGAUGCCCCCAUGAUAGCCUACGAUGCCCUUCUUGCUUCGGGGAGCAACUGGACCGAGCUGUGCCAGCGAGCCAUGUUUCACGGAGGAGAGAGCGGAGCGACAGGGACGAUCGCCGGCUGCCUGUUCGGGUUGCUGCACGGCCUGGCCACUGUUCCUCGGGGCUUGUACCAGGAGCUGGAACACAAAGGCAGACUAGAGGACCUGGGCGCGGCCCUGCACCGCCUGUCCACAGAAGAAAAUUCUGAGAGCCCCAGGAUUGGCUGUGGGAAGACAGCCAUGGAUGCGCAGAUGCUGAAGAAGAGGAUCAGCAGGGCGUGUGACGAGGCAGCCCGCACUGUCCUCGGCAGCCUCCUGCUUUAUGUCUUGGACCGUGCCGAUGGACCCCAGAAGGUGGAAGACAGGGCACCCGGGGCCAAACGCCCUUCCCAACUCCAGGAGAUGUGCCGGAGACCCACACGGUUCCAGCUUCUACAGGCUAAGUUCAUGGGCACUGGCCGGGAGCCCCACCUCAAGAAGACCCGGGACGUGGGCCGGCUGAUCUCUAAAGACAAGCAAGGACCUGGUAGGAGUUUUGUAAAUGCCACCAUCAACAAGCUCCUGGAAAAGACCAAGGAAGGGGGCAGAAGCUCCAGCCAGAGGACCCCAGCCAAUGAGAAGCCCCAGUGGAGCCCCUCAAGUGGGAAGAACACUGUGAAAAACAUCCUGAAGAAGUUCCUGGCUGCAGAAGAGAAGGCGGCCAAGGAGAAAGAAGUAGGUGAGAAGCCCCCUGCCCAGCGGCCUGGAGCUGCCAGGGGCCUCCUGCCAAGAAUCGUGGGCCGGAGCUCCAUCCUCUCCAAGCUGAGGGAAAGAUUCGAACAGAACAGCUGCCUGUACUCGGAGGCAGGCGUGCUGCCCCUGCACAGGGAGGGGCUGAAGAGCAAGAACCUACAGAAGAGGAAAGUGCACAGGCCACAAGUGCGGGUGCUACACGUGGCCACCAUGGCUACCAGCUGCACCAGAAUCCCCCCUGCCCAGUUUCUGGCCUGCACAGCUGAGCCCCUGCCGGCCCUCAGCAUCGCCACCAUUGUCUGCGGGCCCCAGAGCUGGUUGUCCCACUGUGCAAAACUUAGUCACUCGGAGUGCAGACGCUGGCCUACCUGGGGAGCCAACACGUCCUCCAACUCAGAAAACCUGGAGUCUGUUGGAAACAGAACACAAGGUCUCGCGGACGAGGAGCGCAAGGGACAUCUCAUGUCCUCGGUGCCCCAAGUGGUGGCCGACGUGGACAGUCACAUGACUCUGAACGUGGGUUUCUCUGGUGUGUCUACUAAAGGUCAUGCUCUGCCUGGCCAUGCACCAGUGUUGUCUUCACUUGGACUGGACAGCCCCAGAAGUACUGGGGCGGUCGGAAGGGACAGAACAGCAGAGCUCAGAACACAAGAGGUGGCAGCUGACGCCCGGGGAGUGACGGAUAAUUUAAGAGGGGCCCCUGAAAUCUCCAUGACUAUGAGCAGCUCUGAGGAUGAAGCCGAAAGGUCAGCCUCGGACUUGGAAAAGGAGCCCUUCUUUGCCACCCAGUGGCACCUGCCAGAGCAGGAGGCUGUGACUCAGAUCCCCCUCCUUGCCCCCCUAGCAGUCCAGGCUGAGUGGCGAACACAGCCCGCCAUCAAGCCUCCACAAAUCACCGUGCAGCUGCCCAUCGUUCACGAGAUGCCAGCCUCUCCUGGUCAUGAAGACCAACGUCCUCCGGUUGUGAGAAGAGAGGGCGUGGCAUCUUCCACUGUGACCGAGGACACGAGGGGUCCCCCAGCCCCAACAAUGCAGAGUCAGCCCUGUGGGAUGCCUGUGAGUCUCUAUCCUGCAGCUCAGUGCAGACUCCAGGAAGACCUAAGAGAUGGUGCUGGCGUGGGCCGGGAUGCCUCACAGAGGUUCCUAAUACCAAGUCCUUCCAAGACGUUUCCUGGUGGAACAGAGGGAAAACAGAGCCCUGAGAAGUCACAUGACCUCAGGAAUUGCAGUGGUGACAGCCCCUCCACGUACCUCACUGCUGGGAGAAGCUAUGCAGGAGUGGGCACCUGCUCGACCACUGGCCUCCAGCAAGGAGCAUCGACUAUGGUGCUGCCGCCAAGCCAGGAUUGCAUAGGGCCCGACGGUUCUAUAGCACCGGGCAAGAGCAUACAGUUUGAACAGGAAGAGUGCCAAGGGACCCUGAAUAAGUCAGCCCAACCACUAGGCAGCGCUCGGGAAAACAGCAGCCAUGACCUGGGCAGCAGCAGCCAGUCCACACUAAAUGAUCAGCCUAUCGCCUCUGGGAAGGUAACGGGGACUGUCAUUGAUCUCACAAUACCACAGCCAAGUAGUACUCAUCACCCUGAACUCAAGACAGCAGCAUGGCCAACUGGUACUCAGGACACUGAGCUCAAGGUGAUUCCACAUACGGGUGACUCCAAGGAGGUUGGAUACAAGGCAGUGCCACAGACAAGUGCCCAAGAUGUUAGACACACGCAAAGGUCAUGGGCAUGUGGCGCCCAGAAUGAUGCACACAGGAUCACAGGACAGCCACACGUUCCCCAGGAUGUGGAGCCCAACAGGACGCCACGCCUCGGUGGUUCCCAGGAGCCUAAACAUGAGGGACCAAGGGGAGUCCAGAAUAUUGACCACAAGACGGCACAGCAAAAUAGGACCCAAGACACUAAACUGACGACACUGCGGCCAGGUGGUGCCCAGGACCCUGAACACAAGACGGUGUCACAGGCAAGUGACACCCAAGGUGCUGGACACAAAACAACCACAUGGGCAGGUGGUGCCCAAAACACUAGACAGAAGGUAUCUUCACAGCCGGGUGCUGCGCAGGACACUAAAUACAAGAUAGUGCCACAAGCAGGUGUUACCCCGGACACUGAGCAUGAGGUGACCGCACAGGCUGGUGAUGUCCAGGAUGGAGAAGAAAGCCCUGAAAAGAAGACAAUGCUGUGGUCAGGAAGCGUCCGGGACUAUAAAGACGAGAUAACCCAAGGACCACACAGCCAUCCGUCUUUGGCAUCAAGCAAGUCCUCAGAGCAUGCGAGUAGAGCCACUGAAGACCUGUCGCGGAGCUGUCCCCUAAUGUCGGCAGCCCCAGUCGUUCAGACACAGGAAGCUGGGGGUUCUUGCCUAGUGCCUACUAAGUCUCCCCUAUGCGUUUCAAGUGAGCCAGGGAACGAAACUACAGCGGUGGAAAGAGACACUCUAUGCAAAAGCACCGCAUCUCCAGAGCCACAGGCGAAGCCAGCGGAGGAUCUGGACCACUCACCGCGGCCCUCUGCGGGUCCACGGGCACCGGACAGAACGGAUCCCGAGAAAGAACACCACCACCUCUCUGAGGCGGCACACUCCGCUAUAAGGCUGGCCGCAAAGGGAGAGGCCAGGCAAGUGGGGUUAGCUCACAGUCCAGAGCCUCCUGUCCCCAGUCAGAAGGUAGAGCAUAGGUCUGCCCCCCAGGUAAAAACCUUGGGAGGUGACGCCAAAGAGAUGCUGCCAACACAGGCAGACAUGGGCGGGCCACAGAGACAGCACGGAUUGGAGGAAACUGGUACAGGACAUGUAGGGUUACACCAGACUGGACAGUCAGAUGUGCUGUGUGCGGCAGAUCCUCAGGCACGGGCUUCCCAGGACCUAGUAGCCAAUGAAAAGACGCUGGUGGAGGAAAAUUCCUGUCAGCUCAGGGACAGGGCUCAGGAGCAUCCCUCAAGACCACCAAAGAGGCUGGAAAAGAUCCCAACUCAAGGAGACCGUCUCCAGGCUGGCAAGAAUCUAGCUACCCCAGGGGACCCUACGGAGCCUUGUGGCCUGGCUAUGCAGAAACAGACCCAGAGUCAGGGACAGGCCAGCCACCCAGUACCUCAGGCCUGGGGACAACCCAAAAACACUGCUGAAGGAGUCCUGACUACUGGCAUGAGUGGGGAACCUCCCAGACCGGGCCCCACAUUUGGCAGUCAGCAAAGCCUGGUUGCCCAGCACCUGCCCCGAGAAACCCAGAAUCUGGCCACUAGCAGGACCACAGCCAGCUCCCUGGAGAACACACAUGACACUUCCUGGCGCACAUCUAAUGCUGGGGGCCACCCACUCUUCCAAUCCCUUGCCCAGGAUGGGCCCCCAAGUGCCCCUAGGGCAGAAAAGGGCCUGUCAGACCAUAGGCAUCCCAGGUCGGUGCACUUUGCAAAGUACCGCGCCCAAAGCUUUCGGGACCAGAAGGCCUUCGAUCUGUCCUUCAGGCCCUCAGUUCUCAGGGCCAGUGAUACCUUUGAGCCUCCGAAGUGAGAGCUCACCUUGAGUCAACAUGUCUGUCUCUGACCGAACGUGACUUUGGGCAUCCCCCCAACCCCCGAGAAAAUGUAGACAGACAUUAGUGUCUCUCAUUUCUUCUCUCUUCGCGUGAACCAAUCCUGGGGAUGCAUACAGGUGGUGCUUGCGCAUGUUCGAGGCAGCUGUGAGACCUCUCUAGGUAAGGAAGAUGUUAGCUAUCCCAUUGCUCUCACAGGACAUUGUGGUGUCAGCCCAGCCCUGUGACUUGGAGGACACCGGGCACUCACUCCUGUCUUGGCAGAAGAGAGACCAAUGUCACAGGCGGGCUGCCCUUUCUGUGUCCUCUGGCCCUCAGCUCCCCAGAGCUUCCCAAAUAUGUCCCUUCCGGCCUACUACCCCAAAAUCAGUGCCUGUGACCUAUGACCUGUGACCUGAACCUUGCAUAUGGGAAGGUGCAGUGCUUGCCUAAGCCACAUCCCACUCCUAAGCUGAUCCCAGUGAGACAUGGGGUCCAAGUCUGGCUUGUCUCCUCAGCAGACAUCAGGAAAGAAGCAUGAGGAGCUGCGGGUGGCUUUCCCAACACUGAUUUGAGGCACACAAGUCUAGGCAUGAGGCAGCUCUCCCGUCCUGCUGUUGGCCAAGCUACAUGGGCUUGAGUUGUUUCCAGCUGCCGACUGCACUUCUGUCCAGGGCGUUUGCUCUCCUGAGGCACACAAGGACAGUUAUAGUCGCCCACUGCACCUUGGCUCGGGAUAGUGUCCAUUAACAACUCACAGUGUCCCGACUGCCCCUUGGUGUGUCUACUGUAAUCUAGAUCAAGCUCAACACCUCUGGGCAGACUACACGCUCUGGUUGUCAUGCCACCUGACUUGUGGGGCUGCCCCACAGAACCGCUGAAGAGCUGAGGUGGUGAACAGCAUCGUAGGGUGCUCUCCUUUGGGUGACUUCCUCUCAUCUUUGGAGACUUCCUGUUUGGCUUUGUCACACUUGAGAACUUCCCCAAAACUCUCGCCUGCUCUGGAGACUGGCUCUCCAUUUGCUGGGACUUCCUUUGUUUUCCAGCUCAAAUAUCCAUAACAAGAAUGUCCUGUCGUAUCCCAGAUGAAACUGACUAUGGGUGGCCCCACCCCAGCUCAGGGACCCCUGAGUGGACAAAUGGGCCAUUGCUCAGGAACCUGAGCCCCCUCCCCCCCCCAUCAGUCAGGAAGCAGGAGGUGUUUGUGUGUUGAGCACAGCACCACAGGUGCUCCCCCUGGCAGAGGUGGUGCUCCUCACUCUUUUCAAGAGCCUUUGCUGAAGUCACAGGGGUUAUGUGAAUUUCCCGAACAAAGGGCACUGUCCCUCGUGUCCUAUAUUGCACCCCUGGGGCCAUUUCCCCUUAACCUGGGGUCCAUGGAGUUAGAUACCUAGGUGUUUGUUUUUCAAGCCCAGCCAAUACUGGGGGGACAUGAAGCUAUGGGGUGCAGUGAUUCCCUACCCUACCUAGGCUUCCUAUAAAGCCCGGUCCUAGGGACUAUGAGACAGGAGGGUGGUCCCAGGAGAGGCCACAGACCUCCUUAGGCCUUUUUGGAAUUAUCAGCCACAUCUACUCACACCAGUGCUGUUAGAAAGCAGCUCUAACCCUUGAGAUGCCCAGGUAUGGCAAUCUCCCACCAGACAGAUGCAAAACCGAUUUACAUGUUUUCUUCCUUUACAUGCUUUGAUCCACAAAGGAUGUGAGGUGAUGUUUGAUCAAAAGGAUGAUGACAGACAGAGGAGAUUAUAAAAAUUGCAUGCUCGUUGGAAAUCCCUUUAAGGAGACAUUGCUGAAGGUUUAGGGUUUUUUUUUUUUUUUUUUUUUUUUUUUUACGACGGAGUACUUUGGCAAACAAGAACUUUUAAACAGACCUAAAAGUUGUGAGGAGUAAGCAAGCAAGGUCACACAGCAGGACCUUUGCACACAGCACAGCAUGGUCAGCCUGUCCCCGUACACACGGCCACUGUGAAGUCACCUGUCCCUUGAGGCUCGGAGACACACAGCUCAGCCCGGUGUUCGGGAAGGCUGUAAGCUAUUAAACGCUGCUCUAAUUGAAAUUAGAGCAAGUCCCUACUGCCAAGUCUCAACUCAGUCAGCAGAGAGCGCACCACAGUGUCUGUCAGGUAGACCACUGUCCUGCAGGGAGAGGCCCACAGCACCCUGGGUUGGAACAACUAACUCCCAAGGUGGUGGGCAGAGCACCCCCCCCCAUAAGAUCCAAACAUGAAGAACCAGCUCCUAACUCAUCAGCCAGUUAAGACCCCACCACUCAGUGCUCACUCGGGCCCUGCUGAUGCUGCUUUCAGGGCACGGUCCACAGACUCCUGCAGCCCAGACAGAACAGCCUGUGAGGGAGCCUCUCCCGCCUGCUAUGCGUCCGCCAGCAGACACUGCGCCCUGUGUAAGACACGCCCUUGGGGCUGCUGCUUUCUGAGCUGUGCAGAGACAACAGGCCUAACUCUUUCCAUCAAAGAUCUCACUACCGUUUUAGUUAUGUGUCAACCCGUGGUUCUAUCCUUCUUUGUAUGUAAGAACUCUAAAAUGGAUUCGUCAGAAAAAAAAAUACUUUGGUAUAUUGUUUCCUUUGAAUGUACACUAACUUUGGAUAGCUGGAAUUUUGUAAAAGGAAAUAAAUUAUAUUUCCCAUUAUAAAUCUCUUACUUAUGUCUGUGGGGAGCAAGAUUUUCACUCUAAGAAAUUUGAGACUAGAGAAAGUGAAUUAAGCUCUGUAGAACAGGGCACAGCCACAAAGAAAAGGCAAAAAAUGACAGACAUGGAUUGGUACAAGACUGAUUU
This is a messenger RNA of Mus pahari (shrew mouse), 8031 nucleotides long. Its product is annotated as protein ADP-ribosylarginine hydrolase-like protein 1. The record is from RefSeq and is a predicted model, not a curated record. The coding region runs from base 138 to 5234 and encodes 1698 amino acids. Gene Ontology annotation, molecular function: magnesium ion binding; ADP-ribosylarginine-[protein] hydrolase activity. Gene Ontology annotation, biological process: protein de-ADP-ribosylation. The transcript is spliced from 8 exons. NCBI's taxonomy places the organism in Eukaryota, Metazoa, Chordata, Mammalia, Rodentia, Muridae.